GAAAGAAUACGCCGGUUCAAUCAAGUGGUUAAGUUAAGGUGUGAUUUCAAUUUUUCAACUGCGUUUGAGAUUUCACCAGGAGCAAGAGAAAGAUGAGCGAGACGAGACCAGUGCCGAGGAGAGAGAGUCCAUGGGGUUUACCGGAAGGUCACCGUGAGCCCAAAGCUCACCGCUGCAACGAUCGUGUUGAAGACGUUAUCCAGGCGUUAUUCGAGGGAAACCCAUUCAAGACAGUUCCAGGACCUUUCAAACUCUUCUACCGAUGUAUGCGCUCUAAGCCAGGAGAGGAGCCAACAGAGCCAUUCAAAUACCUCGACCUGGAACCUCCAAAGAGAGAAGUUAAACUUGAAGAAGCAAAGCUUGAGUAAAGUGAUAUUCACUCCCUUUUUUAUUCCUGCAUACUUUUUAGCUGAGCGUGUAAGCGCCAUCACUGUGAUUUUAAGUUUACCUUCAAUAUGUGUCAACAACAUCUUAUUUUCUCUUAAUAAAAUUGAUACUCGGAGUUUCAUUUCAGUUUUAUCUAUUGCUUAAUCUGUUCACUUGCAAGCUUCUCUCUGAAUGUGAACUCUGAUGAAGAUGCUUUUUUCAUUACGACUCAGAAAAAAGAUUUACAAUUU
Messenger RNA from Arabidopsis thaliana (thale cress), 617 nucleotides. Its product is annotated as hexokinase-1 protein. Lineage: Eukaryota; Viridiplantae; Streptophyta; Magnoliopsida; Brassicales; Brassicaceae. The coding region runs from base 93 to 368 and encodes 91 amino acids. The transcript is spliced from 3 exons. The record is from RefSeq and is marked reviewed.